CUAUAUUACAAGGGUACACUGAAGUUUGUAUUCUUCUUAGUGGUAAACAUGGCUAAGUUUACAGUCCUUGCUCUUAUGUUGGUUGUUUGUGGAUCUGUACAAGCAUGGGGAAGCAACUACGUUUCGCCAAACGACCGCGAUUGCAUUGUAAGCCGUUGGAGCCGAUGGAGUCGGUGUGAAUAUAACCGAGCCUAUCCAACCUACAAUUCAUGUCAAUUCCGAACACGAACAAUCAGAGUAUCGCCGCAAGGAAACGGCGCUGCUUGCCCAGAACUUGUACAAGUUAGAGCUUGCCAACCUCAACCCGUAAGGUGCGAGUGGUCAGCUUGGUCACAAUGUAGCUCUGAUGGUUCAUCAUAUAGAAGUACAAGAACAAGGACACGGCAAUGUCAUCCAUUUUCUGAAACUGAAGAUUGUGAAGAACCAGUAACAUCACGACCAAUCCCCCCCAACCCUACCCUGCCCCCCAUACAAGCUACCAACCCCCCUCCUACCAGUGGAGGAAAACGUAAGUGCAGAAGAGGAAGAAGAAGAUCAGGAAGCAGAAGUGGAUCCUCCGGAAGUGAUGACUCCUCAUGCUCGGAUUCGGAUGACUCGGACUCGGAUAAUGGUGAUUCGGAUUCGGGUAACUCGCAUCCUCCUCGAAGCAGAUCCCGAGGAAGGUCUAGGAGCCGAUCUCCAGUGAAGAAGAGCGGAAAUAACAGCAGUAAUUCCGACAGGAGCAGAAGCAGGAGCAAGAGCAGGAGCAGAUCUGGAUCUCCCGACAACGGAGGACAUCACAACUACCGAACAACCACAAGAUGGUAAAACAUGGAUCAAAAUUAUAUAUUGGGUGAAAUGGUGGCAAUUAUAAUAAAAUACAAUGCAUUGUA
Molecule: messenger RNA, 872 nt
Organism: Ciona intestinalis (vase tunicate)
Lineage: Eukaryota; Metazoa; Chordata; Ascidiacea; Phlebobranchia; Cionidae
Source: RefSeq, a predicted model, not a curated record